Phyllopteryx taeniolatus (common seadragon) is the source of this 5547-nucleotide messenger RNA. RefSeq names its product zinc finger protein 814-like. Gene Ontology annotation, molecular function: DNA-binding transcription factor activity, RNA polymerase II-specific; RNA polymerase II cis-regulatory region sequence-specific DNA binding. The record is from RefSeq and is a predicted model, not a curated record. The transcript is spliced from 5 exons. Gene Ontology annotation, biological process: regulation of transcription by RNA polymerase II. The coding region runs from base 157 to 2064 and encodes 635 amino acids. NCBI's taxonomy places the organism in Eukaryota, Metazoa, Chordata, Actinopteri, Syngnathiformes, Syngnathidae.
CUGUUGUGUUUACACCAAUUAGCAAGUUAGCUAGCGUGGAGCGGCACGCACGAUGCCAGCGCCGAGCAAAUUCAACCACCCCGCCAAAGUGUAACCUUUCUCCAGUGGUCGAGGGUAUUGUUUGCGGGGUUUUGCCGGGCCACUCUUGCCAUCAUCAUGUCGAAUGGCGCGGCUCUCCACAGACAGAUCGGCUCCAUCAUCACCGCCCUGUGCAACGCCGCCGCGGCGCAGAUCACCAAAGUGGUGGAGGACGGCAUGGUGGUGCUGCGCCUGGAGGUGACCCAGCGAGAACAAGAGAUCCGGCGGCUGAGGAGCAGCGUGGAGGUGCUGCACGGCGAGCUGAGAGCCGCCCAUCGCGCGGCGGACAGCCUGCGGAAAGCACAACAGCAUCAGCAUCAGCAUCCCCGAGGGGGCGCUGAGGCUGAGAGGCCCGAAAAGCUCCAAAGCGACUUUCCCAACGUUGAAGUGGCGGUGAAGUGCGAACCCGCCGAACAGGCGGCAUGCGGUCAACCCGAACCAUCGACGGAAAGACUCAGUGAAAACCAGAUUGAUGUUCCAGCGGGCAUCCGGCAAACAGGAGCGGCUGGCCGCGGGCCACACCGCCAGCUGUACAGCAGCAUGCGGCGGCGGAUGGUCAACCGGCUGAUGUUCAAGCGGGGUUUCGCCUGUCCCUUCUGCGGGAAAUGUUUUGAGCAUUCCGGAAACCUGGAGCGGCACAAGAGGAUCCACACAGGAGAAAAGCCGUACCGCUGUGACAUCUGCGGGAGACGCUUCAACCAGAAGUGCAGCCUCAAAGAGCACACCAAGAUCCAUCAGAGAUGUCUUCAGUCAGCACCAGCUGACAUCCGAGGGUACCCAUCAAAGCAUCCGAGCGCCGACAGUCGUCGUCCAGCAGAGGGAGACAUCACUUCCACAGCCGAGCGUGUUUCCACCAACCGUCCGGAAUUGUCCCGCACGCCAACGAUCAAGUCGGAACCUGUUGAGGAGAGCGUGAUGCAGCCUGAAAGGGAAGCGGUGGACAAGCAGAAGUCGCCAAGUUUACGUGACGGAACAAAUGAUCGGUCACCACAGAACAGUGCGGCAGUAGCUCAACUUAUCCCGCCUCACGUUGAAGCCUCUUGCAGCACCUUCGCCUUCCCUCCAAAGCCUUACGGAGAAAACAACAACAACGUGAUGUCAUCGCAGCUGGCGUACCCCCGCGCUGACGCCGGUCCGCAGUGGGAGCCGUCCGGCCGCCCUCGAAACGGCCCCGGUUCCUUUUACCAGGGGUCCCGGCCCAAGAAGUGUUUCUUCUGCUCAUACUGCGGUAAGAUGUUUGUGCGCGCCGGCCACCUGGAGCGACACCUGCGCAUCCACACGGGCGAGAAGCCCUACGGAUGCCACAUCUGCGGACGGUGCUUCAACCAGAAGUCCAGCCUCAAGUGCCACAUGAAGACACACAGGAACGACAAGAACGAGGAAGUACAGAGGCCACACCCCCUCAUGUGCCCGAUACUCGACACUUGCCCGCAGUCGGCGACCGAUCCCGAGCAAGGACCGGCGGCUUUGGGCGACAAACUGACCGAUCGCCCGUACGGCGAGGCGGGAGAGAGCAAUGCCUAUUUAGAAGCCGGUGAGUGGCGGGAUUACUCCGCCAACGGCGAGCUGCCCUACCUGGAUAUGCUUGAUCCGUUCUCGCAGGUAGGAAUGGCAGCGCACGAGGAUGGGACCAUCCUGGACUUCGGUCUGCCGUCCUCGGACUCGACUCAAAACUGCUACAUCUGUUCCGCCUGCGGGCAAAGUUUUGACUCGUACCAUCUUUUCGAGAGGCACCAAUGCAAAAGCGAAACAUUGUUCAAGUGCGACGUCUGCGGUCAGGGCUUCGAUCACACAGACAAACUGCAGCUGCACAUGAAAGCCCACCAUGACAAUUAUACAGCAACUGGCGAUGGAAACUGCACUUUCCAGCGCUUCAUUGAACAAAUGGUAGGAAAAUGCGAUCACUCAAUCUGCCAGUUAUUGAUGAUAACUGUCCCGUUGCUCAAUAGAAGAAAAAAAAAAAGAACUUCCAAUAAUCCACAGUAAAAAAAAUCCACAUCAAAUACAGCGGUUACGUGGAGGUAUUUUGGGUGGUGGUGGGGCAUCUACCAUGUCUAUGAAACUGCAGAGGGUAAAACGUGUUCGAAAGUGCCACCUUGCACAAUAGAAAUCAACAAAAUUGUUACCGAUAACAUAAUCCACACUCAAAAAGACUGAGGCACACAAAAAACCUAUACUGUAGCGAAAGAAGCUUCAAACUUACAGCAACUGCCACCUUGCACAAUAUAAAUAAGCAGUGGUCGUAGGAACUUUAACAACGACAAAUAAUCCACACGCCAAAAAUGUCCACGUCAUGUACGGGCUCAUGCGCAAGCAAUGUCGUUUCAUAAGAUUUAGUGUUACUUAACAAUCAUUAUUGAGAACCGUCAUCUUGCCCAAUAGAAAUACAGCAAAACCUUGAAUUAAUGGACUAACGGGGAGCGGUCGUCCGUUAAAGCUGUUUGUCUCUUAAUUUGAAGCACUUUUUUUUCAUGGCCUAAAAACACCCAGUGCAGUACAAAAUUAUUGUAAAUAAAUGUAAAAACGAAAAUGUUUAAAAAGUUGUGAAGUUUAUUCAAAUUGACCUUUAAACAUUGCUGUGAUGGUCUAAUACUGCCACGAAUGUGCUGUUGCACGUUACCACUUAUAAACAGCUAUAUCCAGGUCCCUACUUUAACACACGUUCAUGUAUUUACGCUUAUAUACAACACCUUUCUUAUCUUUGGUAGGAUCCACAUAAAAUUUCACUGUAAAAGCUUGGAGUUUUUUCCCUUACUCUCCUACUUGUCACUUACAGUUUGUUUUUGUAUACCGUGUUCCUCACUUACUUUGGCCACGGAAACUCACGACUCCAACUUCUUAAUAAAUUCCAAUUUGUCAAAAUUGCUAAGAUUAGUACGCUUCCUUUUGUCACCUCCAUUACAAUUGGAUGCCAUAGUAAAGGGUUUGACAACUAACAACUACUGUAAUUUCUCGUGUAUAAUGCACACUCAUGUAUAAUACGCACCCCCAAAGUUGACCUCAAUUUUUUUUUAAACCCUUCAACCUAUGUAUAAUGCAUUAUCUGUAUUUUGUUAGUUUUUUCAAAUAAUUAUUCUGAAGUUAAGCACUUCAUUUGAACACAUAAUACUUUCUUUUUAUUUACUUGCUCUUAUUUUGAAAUUCACAGCCCUACUUUUAUUUAGUAAAUGAGAAAAUACGCAGUGCUCAUAUGUUUGAUUACCCAGGCAGAAUUUGUAAGAUGUGUACAAUUCUUUAAAGAAAACAUGAAGGACCAGGCGAAACACAUUUAAUUUUAUUUUAAUGGGAUUCAAAUUAAACUGUCAAGCAUUUCAGAAAAGAAUUAUCAUUAAACAAAACAUAACCAUGAAGAAAUUAAUGAUGGUUGUUUUUCAUUCAUCAGUCAUAUUUGAAAAAAACAAUAUUUCACAAAUUCUGCCUGGGCAUGUAAACUUAUGAGCACAAUUGUACAUAUAUGCAGUCAUAUGUACCGCUGUAAUAUUGGAAUUAAAGUGUCAGCUACACCUUUUUUAUAACCACUAGGUGGCGGUGGUAUAUUAGAAUGAAAGUGUACAACUUUUACAUAACGUCUAGAUGGCGGCAUACAUUUAUAAAAUGGGAAAGUCUUUUUCAUUUUCUCCUAUACCGAUGUAUAAUGCGCACUAUUGACUAUUGACAAUUUUAUUGGGGGAAAAAAUUGUAUUAUACAGGAGAAAUUACAGUAACCCAAAAUCAGGACAGAAUGUUCGACAGCCAUAUGACACGACCCUUUUGUGCUGCGUGUCUACGGCUACACUCAGCUAAUGUCCAUGCAUUGCCUUUGAUGGGAACGUUGCCCAACAUACCAACAUGUAGGCCAUGUAGGCAGCCGGAUCUGGUCUUCUCUGUCUGCUGGUUGCGCCAGUAAAUAACUGGGGCCAAUUAUUGAACUAACCAACAUUGUUUGCUACAAAAAAGGGUUUCUAGUUCCAAUCGGACACUACUAUUCUGUCCGUUAAAUCCAAAAUCCAUAGGUUCCAUGUCUGUUAAAUCAAGGUUCCACUCUACUGUAAACAGAACAGUCUGAAAUAAUCCACAGUACAUAAAAUAUACAUACACAAAAUCCAAAAAAUAUCUACACAUAUCUAUGUACAGUAAUUGAAGAAGUUACACGCUUGUAGAAUUUGCCACCUUGCACAAGAGAAAUUGACAAAACUACAAGAAAUAAUCCACAGUAAAAAGAAAGUCCAUGGCACGCUUGGUCACAGAUAUGCGUGUAGGUGUGUCUUAUUGAUGUAAUUGCACAGUUGUUGAGAUCUUCCACUGUGCACAAUAGAAAUAAACAUGACUAGAAGUAAUCCACAAUUUAUAAAAUAUCCAUAGCCCUCUUAUCAAAUAUUGGGGGGAAAAAACUGUACAAUGCAUACCUGUUACUGGAGAUGGUACAGAUUGUGGAAAGCACCACCUUGCACAAUAGGAAUCAACAAAACGACUACAAAUAACACUCAGUCUCACACGGCCACAUAUAAACCACAUCCGAAAAGAGUCCGUGGCACAAAAAAAAUCUAGUCUAGCUGAAGAAGCUUCAAUUUUACAGAAACUGCUACCUUGCAUAAUAGAAACAAACGGAAAUAAUCCUGUCAAAGAACAUCUACGAUACAUAUCUAUGUAACUGAACAUGCUACAAAUUUUUCGACGCUGCCACCUUGCACAAUAGAAAUAAACAGAAUGACAACGAAUAAUCCACAUUGUUACAAACCCCAAUUCAAAUGAAGUUGGGAUGUUGUGUAAAUUGUAAAUAAAAAACAAUACAAUGAUUUGCAAAUCCUUUUCAUCCUAUAUUCAAUUGCAUACACUACAAAGACAACAUUUAAUGUUCAUAUUGAUUAACUUUGUUAUUUUUGCCAAUAUUCAAUCAUUUUGAAUUUGAUGCGUAUGACACGUUCCCAAAAAGCUGGGACAGGGGCAUGUUUACCACUGUGUACAUCACCUACUCUCUUUUUCUCAACACUCAAUAAGCGUUUGGGAACUGAGGACACUAAUUGUUGAAGCUUUGUAGAUGGAAUUCUUUCCCAUUUUUGCCUAAUGUGCAACUUCAGUUGCUGAACAGCCCGGGAUCUCCAUUGUCAUAUUUUGUGAGAGACAGGUCUCAUACUUUUUUACUACGAAUUUGCCCUGUUACAACACGUGCAGAAUGUUGCUUGGCAUUGUCUUGCUGAAAUUCAGUGUUGGUUUUCGGCCUUGCCGCUUACAUGCAGAGAGUUAUCCAGAUUCUCUGAAUCUUUUGGUGAUAUUAUGGACUGUAGACGAUGAACUCUCUAAAUUCCUUGCAAUUGUACUUUCAGAAACAUUCUUAAAAUGUUGGCCUAUUUGCUCAUGCAGUUGUUCACAAAGUGGUAAACCUUGCCCCUUUCUUGCUUAUGAACAACUGAGCUUUUUCCAUGCUCCUUUUACACCCAACUGUGACACUCACCUGUUUCGAGUUAACCUGUUCACCCGUGGAAUCUUCCA